Galendromus occidentalis (western predatory mite) is the source of this 1652-nucleotide messenger RNA. RefSeq names its product tetratricopeptide repeat protein 38. Bases 106 to 1488 code for a protein of 460 amino acids. The record is from RefSeq and is a predicted model, not a curated record. Gene Ontology annotation, molecular function: protein binding. The transcript has 9 exons. NCBI's taxonomy places the organism in Eukaryota, Metazoa, Arthropoda, Arachnida, Mesostigmata, Phytoseiidae.
AACUGUGUCACGUCUACGAGCAGGAUAACUGCGUUCCAGUCGUUGCCUUGACUCCUCGAGCUGAGUUGUUUGGAAGUUUUCGAAAAGAUUGAAGCCUAGUUCAACAUGCGUACCGAGUUUAGAGACGUCUCUGGUUGGAGGGCCGAUGGACUGCCCGUCACGACGUUCAGCGAUGAAGCAGCGAAAAUGCUCGACUCCUGCAUCACACAAUUAACCACCUGGAAGGAGGAUGAUCUGGGGAUCGAGAAAACACUGGAGAAGAUGUCCUCAGCCGAUCCGCAUUUCACGCUGGGAAGAGUUUUCACUCAUCAGAUUCAGCUGAUCGGCACCGGCACCUCGGGCAGGAAGAAUCCGCAGAUACUAAGUGAGCUCAAGGAGCUCAGAAAAUCGGUUGCGUUCAUCACGGACCGGGAGUCCUCGCAUUUGGAUGCGGCUAUCUGGCUCGCGGAGGGCCAGAUGUCGGCGGCAUGUCUGGUCCUGGAGGACAUCUUGAAGAAGUACCCGACGGAUAUGCUCGCGAUCAAAGUCGCUCACGAUUGUUAUUUUUAUCUGGGUAAUCAGAGUGAGAUGCUCGCGUCUAUCGAAAGGGUCUUGCCAAGGUGGUCCUCCCACUCCCCUCUCCAAAAUUAUCUCUACGGCAUGCAAGCGUUCGGACUUUGCGAGACCGGGCAAUACGAGGAGGCCGGCAAGAUCGCUCUCAAAGGCUUAGAGCUUGAUCGCACGGACGCCUGGAGCACACACGCGAACUCUCACGUCUACGAAAUGACGUCGAGGCCGGACGAGGGCAUAGCCUUCCUUUCGCGGACGGUGAAUGACUGGCAACCGGCGGGACUUCUGUCGUGCCACAACUUCUGGCACUGGGCCGUUUUUCACAUCGAAAAGGGCGAGUCCGAAGCAGCCCUGGAUUUGUUCGACUCGGAGAUCGGGGAGCGGUCCAAGAGCGGAGCUAUGCUCGACUACGUGGAUGCAGCCAGUCUCCUGUAUCGUCUGGAACUCGAAGGGGUCAAUGUCGACGACAAGUGGAAAAUACUGUUCGAAGAGACAGAAAAACAUUUGGAGGAUCAAAUACUUUUGUUCAACGACGCACAUUUCGCCAUGACCUUACUCGGUCUGAAGGAUCACGAUCGUUUCCGCAAAUUCCAGGAUUCCGUGAACUCUGUCGAAGAUGUCGCUGAAAUCGACAACUUUCGGAUUACGAAUCUUUUCGGCAAGAAGCUCAUCCAAGCAAUGAAGGACUACAGCACAGGGAAUUUUGAUGAAUGCACAACGUCCCUGCUGGAAAUAAAGCCGGACCUGGUCCAAAUGGGCGGCUCGGACGCACAGAGAGACGUUUUCGAUCUUCUGCUGAUCAAUGCGGCCAUCAAGAGCGAGAAUCAAAGAGAUCAAGCGAAGAAACUCCUCGAUCUGAGAUCUUGCGCGAGGCGUCAAUCUCCGAUGGUCGACAGACUGAAGGCUCGGCUUCAACGAAGAGAGCCGUCCCUGUUAUGAAGGAUUUCACCGACGACUCAGCUCCAGGGGCUGGAGACAUCGAAUGUUUAUCCGAGAUAUCACGUUUUUCUCACCAAGGCGACAGUAAGUGUAACAUACUCGACUAGUUUGUGAAGACGAAUCACUUGGCAGAACCUCGAAGAAUAAAUCAGGAACAGGACCUG